Messenger RNA from Aspergillus bombycis, 1533 nucleotides. RefSeq lists its product as uncharacterized. The record is from RefSeq and is a predicted model, not a curated record. The coding region runs from base 1 to 1533 and encodes 510 amino acids. NCBI's taxonomy places the organism in Eukaryota, Fungi, Ascomycota, Eurotiomycetes, Eurotiales, Aspergillaceae. The transcript is spliced from 2 exons.
AUGAGUAGUUGCCAAAAGUGCCUGUCAACAGGGCGCCUUUGCGAUGGCUAUGAGGAUAUAGAGAAUUUACACGACGAGCUGGCUGCCUACGCUCUGUCACAGGUGCCAUCUACCUGGGACUUUCUUUCUCAAGAUGUAGGCGAGAACGAGAAUUUCUUCUUUUUCCGUUCUUUCACUACGUUCACUUUGGCUGGAUUCUUCGACACCGGCUUUUGGUCUCACCGGCUACUACAGGCCUCUCAUCAUUAUCCGGCUCUCCGGCAUGGCAUGGCCGCACUGGCAUGCAUCCAUCGCGAGUAUGCGACCGAUAGCACCCCGUCCACUCAGUCACGCAUUGGUGAGAGCCGAAAUAUGGAGUUUGCUUUGAGGCAGACGAAUAAAUCCAUUCAAUCUCUUUUGAGACUGCUAUCGGAGCCAGUGCUAAAUAACGAGGAUCAAAUGGUCGUGCUAGCCACCUGCAUUCUUUACACCUGUAUAUGUAGCCUGCAGGGCCGUCAGUACCAGGCCUUUAUGCAUAUCAACAACGGGUUAAAGCUUUUUCAUCAGUGGGCAGUGGGUCAGAAACUUCGCAGUCAGCCAGAAGCAUGGAAGGGAGCUGAUAUGCUUUUACUGGCUUUCAUCCGGCUCGACUCACAGGUGCGUCCAUAUUUACUGGGCCAAACCGCCUCUCUUGGUUGGAACAAUAACCAAAUAGCUCCAUCACCCACUACCGCCCCAUUCACCAGUUUACUCGAGGCGUAUGUAUCAUUGGAGGCCUUGUUCAAUCGCAUCAUGCGAUUCUUCCUCGGACAGGACACCCAGGACCCGUGUGUACAGUCCAAAACCGUGGAAAAGGAGAUGUAUCUACGACUCCUGCAUGAUUGGGACAUAAGUCUAGCCAGCCUGUUAAGUACUGCCCCCCAAUCCGACGAGGGCCGAGCUUUGGAUCUCCUUUCAGUCCGGCGCAGAUUUACCAAGCUUCUGCUAUGCGCAGACUCAACUCAAAGCGAGCUGGCCCCGGACGCUUGCCUUGACGAUUGUAUAAACAUGAUUGAAUCCAUCACCCGGAUUCUUGAGGAUUCAAAGCAACGAGCGCUGCGACGAUACGAACAUGCCGAGCAGGCGACAUCCGUAAACUUCAGUUUGGAGACUGGAAUCGUCGAGCCCUUGUUCUGGGUCGGGGUCAAAUGUCGGUCUUACUAUUAUAUUGAGGGCGAUCUGGGAGUCAAUCCGAGACACGAAUUCUGGUACGGGCUAUCUUACCCAACAUUUUCCAUUGAGGGAAUGCCAUUGAAGUCAAACAAGAAGAGCGUUGCUCCCCUACCGGACAAGAGGAAGGCUAUCCAACCAGGCGGACAUCCGGACCUCUACGAAGUUCUCGCUACCGUGCAGUUCAAGGUAACCAACACGGGCAAGCUGGCGGGUGCAACCGUUCCUCCACUCUGCGUAGCCUUCCCGCAAAGCACCACCCCAGCUGAAACCCCGGUUGAGGUGCUUCGAGGCUACGAAAACGUCCAUAUGAAGGCUGGUCGUGGCCAAAUUGUCAAGUUCUAA